CCGCGGAGCUGGGCGGCUCUCUCGAGCGGGGUGCCCCUGUCACCUGCAGGGGCCAGCGCCCCCGAGCCUGCGUUAUCGUCUGUGCAGCGAGGGAAGAGCGGUGCAGCUUGCUGCAUCCCCUCCGCUCAUGUAAUGCACUCCCUGAACCAAGAAAUUAAAGCAUUCUCCCGGAAUAAUCUCAGGAAGCAAUGCACCAGGGUGACCACGCUAACUGGGAAGAAAAUUAUAGAAACCUGGAAAGACGCCAGAAUUCAUGUUGUGGAAGAAGUAGAGCCGAGCGGUGGGGGUGGUUGUGGCUAUGUGCAGGACCUUAGCUCGGACCUGCAGGUUGGCGUUAUUAAGCCCUGGUUGCUUCUGGGGUCACAAGAUGCUGCUCAUGACCUGGAGGUACUGAGAAAGUACAAGGUGACUCAUAUUCUCAAUGUUGCAUAUGGAGUUGAAAAUGCUUUCCUCAGUGAGUUUACAUGUAAGACCAUUUCUAUACUGGAUCUGCCUGAAACCAAUAUCUUGUCUUAUUUUCCAGAAUGUUUUGAGUUCAUUGAACAAGCAAAAAUUAAGGAUGGGGUUGUUCUUGUACACUGUAAUGCAGGGGUUUCCAGGGCUGCUUCAAUUGUCAUCGGUUUCCUGAUGAAUUCUGAAGAAAUGUCUUUUGCCAGCGCUUUUUCUUUGGUGAAAGAUGCAAGGCCUUCCAUAUGUCCAAAUCCCGGCUUCAUGGAGCAGCUUCGUACCUAUGGAGGGGCCAGAGAGAGGAAUGAAUGCAACAGGGUGCCUGUAGAGGAAAGGGGCAGCAUUUCCGCAGCCGCACCCUAGCAGAUGAUGACACACGGGACUUCUGCAUCGGCCUCUGCCAUCUUGCCUCUGUUUUGGAGAAAUUUGAGUAAAACUUUCCUUUUGUACCGCUUUUUACAAAUGGAAAUGGAAGUUAAUUUGAUUGUCCUGAGCUAGUAUAUGAAUAAAUUUUUAGGUUCUUACCUUUUCUUUGUUGUUGCAAUGUCUAGCUAAGUAUUUCUUUGAAUUACUAAAAGAAAAUGGUAUGUUAGCAAUCACUGAUUUGUGUAGGGCAAAAUUUAAACUUAAAAUCAUUAUUAGGGUAUAGAAGAAUAAGUCAGUUAAUGAAGCCUUGUAGUUUAGUGUUUUCUAGCACCUGCUUUCAUGAAAGAAAAACCUUUGAAGUGCUAAUUGACUUACUAUUUGAAAGUGAAGUAAAAUUUUUUGUAAAGAUAUUUUUAAGGUUAAAAAUAAUACUUCAACCUCCCCAAAGAGUACCAUAAUUAAGGCCUAUAUAAACAUUUUUAUAGGGUCGCAAUAUUCCUAUUAGUUUUAAA
Messenger RNA from Nannospalax galili (Upper Galilee mountains blind mole rat), 1325 nucleotides. It is a transcript of the gene Dusp19, whose product is annotated as dual specificity phosphatase 19. The record is from RefSeq and is a predicted model, not a curated record. Gene Ontology annotation, biological process: protein dephosphorylation; regulation of MAP kinase activity. Gene Ontology annotation, molecular function: JUN kinase phosphatase activity. The transcript has 4 exons. The coding region runs from base 133 to 810 and encodes 225 amino acids. Gene Ontology annotation, cellular component: cytoplasm. Lineage: Eukaryota; Metazoa; Chordata; Mammalia; Rodentia; Spalacidae.